AUUUAUUUAGGCUAUGAUCAAAGAAACAGAUGAGUAAAUUAACAGCAAAUCAGCGUUACUUAUUCGAUCUGUGUGGGUACGUGAUCAUACGCAACGUCAUCCCAUCUGAUCACGUGACAGCUGCCCAAACUGCAAUCUCAGCUAAUCUGCGCCGGUUUAAGGAGAGAACUGGGGAAAUGAGGGAGUCUACAUUAGAAGCGUUCCAAGGGGACGGAGUUAAAGGAAGGUUGGAUUGUGGAACUGUGUUGAAUUGGGAUAAACCGUAUUGUGAUGUGUUCAGGAAGUUCCUUGUCAUUCCUCAACUUAUUCCUGUGAUGAAUGAGUUAUGUGGGAAAGGUUAUAGGUUGGAUCAUUUGCCAGUAGCAAUAAUUCAAUACAAAAAUGCUGAAGGAUCUGAUCUCCAUGGUGGGAAUGUAAACGAAAGUGGUCAGUGGAUGCCAUACCUCAGUUACGAUUGUAGGUAUGGAAAGAUAUCGUGUAAUUUACUGAACGUAGCAAUACCGUUAGACAAGACAGAGCCAGGAGACGGUGGGUUCGUGAUCCUACCAGGCUCUCACAAAGCUAACUUUCCCAUUCCUCCUGAAAUUGCUGGGUGUGACAAGUUGGAGAAGAAUGAUUACCUUAUCAACCCUGCCCUUAAUCCUGGAGAUGUGCUGAUAUUCACCGAGGCAGCCACACACGGUGCCCUUCCUUGGAAGGGAACUUCAGAAUCUAGAAGGACAGUAUUCUACAGAUUCUGUCCUCCCAACUUUGCAUACGGGCGGGGAUACUUCGAGAAGAACGCGGAGCUGGCGAAGGAACUAACCGAACAGCAAAGUGUAGUGUUACAGCCGCCAUUUGUUCCAAAACUGAACAGACUCCAUCUAGAGGAUGAUGGUAGUGUGGGCUCCACGAUGAGGAGUGAGGACAAGUCUGAUUACGAUAAACAUGUCUUUGAUAGUGACUUCUAUUAAAAUAGAAAAGCAGUUGGUUUCCGGUUUUAUUCACAGUGAACCCCUUAUUUUUCAGAGCUUAUGUCAUGUUUAUUCCAUGUUUUGUAAAUUGAUUUUUAUAUUUUUAUGUUUAUUACAAUUUUUGUUUAUCGGUAUUUUAAUGAUUUUAAAUUAUUAACCAGAAUAGAUUGGUUCACUUUUCAUAUUCAAGUUUUUUUAUUUUAUAAGCUACACAUAGAUUAUGACACAUAGAUUUUGGCUUAGAUUAUUUUAGAAUGUUUAAAUCCCCACUAUCUAGUAGAUGAGUGGAACCUUGACUGAAGAAGAUUAUAAGAAGCAAUGUAAAGAUCUCGUAUCCUUAUCAGACAAAAUAGGCGAUGGAUGGGAGUUGAGGCAAGAUAGAGAUGACGUUUAUAUCGUUAAGACAGUGAAAAUUCCAAUAUCGUUCAGAGAAGAUGACAGAAGCAAUUCAAACUCCAUCUCAAAAACAAACCAAUCCCAGAACAGCGCUGAAUCAGAAGAUGAUAUGUCAGAGGACUACAUCACACUAGAAGAAGACCCUGACUCCCUUACCAUCGCCUCCACAUCUCACCUGAUAACAUUAGAGUAUCACGUGACCUACAGUUGCUCCUACACAGUUCCUGUACUCUACUUCAACGCCUGGCACUCGACUGGUAAACUCCUCUCGGCGGACGAGAUCUGGAAGUUAGCUCCGCCCUGUUCUGAUAAAUACAGCUACAUCACCCAGAUAGAUCACCCUGUAUUAGCGAGACCUUUCUACGAGCUCCACCCUUGUAGAACAGAGCAGAUGAUGGGGUUGGUGGAGGGUGGGGAUACGUAUCUUGUGUCCUGGCUGUCAAGUGUGGGCAGGGACGUCGGUCUUAGUGUGGAUAUCAGAUACUGCCGGACAGAUUCGCCCAGUUAAAACAGGGUAGAUUGGGAUAAUAAUCGAAACCCCAAUCUGUCCACCUCGUCAACUUUAAACCAACAACUUUACUGUAAUCGUCACUAUAAUAUAUUUCAAUAUUUCAACAGUCAAGCCUUAGAUAACCCUUCCACAUGUUCCUUUAAGAAAUGUUUAAUUCUAGAAGGAAGUUAUAUAGUUCCAAAAGUAGCAGCUUUUGGAAUUCCGAUGUCCGGAAUUUCGCCAAAACGACUUCGUAUCUAUCAGCAAAUCCGUAUAAAUAUUAUCAUUAUAUUAACGAAAAUCAUGCUAAACCACUUUACACUCGAACUCCGAGAUUUUCCUGCCGUUGAAACCUCCUCGAACAGAUGUAUUUUUGAACUCUGAUUCCGAAUCACCCCACAUGACAUAGGGCUAAAAUUCUCCACUGUCGAGUUAUCGACGAGUUAUCAACUGUUUUGAUCACUUGAAAUGACCAUAAUAUAAGGAAGUUGGUUCUUAUUCCUGAAGAAUAUUGAAUGUCAUUAUGUUAAAUUUUUGGUUAUAUGUGCUUUACUAAUGAUAUGGUUGUAAUAUGCUUGACCAUGAUUUAGAUUAACCAUACAGAAGGGCCGGGUAUGACAAUCCCCAACUCGUGCAGUAUCGUUUGGUACAUCACUCGUAACCGUCAUGGUAUUUUAUUUCAUUUUGUGAUAAUGAAAUGAGCUGUGUUAUUUAGAUUUGUCUGAAAUCAAUAUUUUUGUGCGUAAUACGAUGAUAUUUGAAAUUUGAAUGUUAGAUUAAGUUAGUUGUUAUAUGUAAUAUAAUUUAUAAAUAUAGCUCUUGAUUCCUUACAAGCUAUAAUAAAACCUCGUCCCUCGAGAUCUCC
Bolinopsis microptera is the source of this 2704-nucleotide messenger RNA. RefSeq lists its product as uncharacterized. Lineage: Eukaryota; Metazoa; Ctenophora; Tentaculata; Lobata; Bolinopsidae. Bases 30 to 953 code for a protein of 307 amino acids. The record is from RefSeq and is a predicted model, not a curated record. The transcript is spliced from 4 exons.